CAUGAUGCAGAUCUGCGACACCUACAACCAGAAGCACUCGCUCUUUAAUGCCAUGAACCGCUUCAUCGGCGCGGUGAACAACAUGGACCAGACGGUGAUGGUUCCCAGCCUGCUGCGCGACGUGCCCCUGGCCGAGCCCGGGCUGGACAACGAUGUCGGCGUGGAGGUGGGCGGCAGCGGCGAAUGCCUGGAGGAGCGCACGCCCCCGGCCCCCGGCCCGGGCAGCGCCAACGGCAGCUUUUUCGCGCCCUCCCGGGACAUGUACAGCCACUACGUGCUGCUCAAGUCCAUCCGCAACGAUAUCGAGUGGGGGGUCCUGCACCAGCCGCCACCGCCGGCAGGGAGUGAAGAGAGCAACGCCUGGAAGUCCAAGGACAUCCUGGUGGACCUGAGCCACCUAGAGGGCGCGGAAGCCGGCGAGGAGGACCUGGAACAGCAGUUCCACUACCACCUGCGCGGGCUGCACACUGUGCUCUCCAAACUCACGCGCAAAGCCAACAUCCUCACCAACAGAUACAAGCAGGAGAUCGGCUUCGGCAAUUGGGGCCACUGAGCCGGGACGCCCCCGCCUGUCCAGCACCCUUACCGGCCCCAUCUCUCACCCUCUUUCCCUCAAAGCUAUUUUCUUUCUGGCUGUAGGGCGCGAAGGGCGAUGGGCGGACUGCAAAGUUAGGCUGGGGCGGGGGGGGGGGGGGGAGGGGUGCUGCGUACUUGCAGGGGGCGCGGCGGGGCCGCCGAGAGGAAGGGGCCUCUGGGAAGUGGGGAAGAGAGUGGUGAUGGGAGGCAGGAUUGGGGGGCUCAAAGACCGCCCCUCCCGCCAGUGGGUGGUGGGGGGGCUUGUGUUCUACGUUAGUGGGGAUGGGACUGGGCUGACGCCCUGCAUUCAGCCUGUGCCUUUCUUGGAGUUUCUUUUCUGUUCUUUCUGGAGGAGAGGAGUGGAGAAGGGGCCAUGCCGGGUGCGGCGCGGGGUUGCCACACUUGGGAGCGCCCGCCCGGAGCCGGGCGCUGGGGAAGGCGGGGCGCGCAGCCUCGUACCGCCCUGCCGUUGGGCUGGUGGAGGCCGCAGCGUUGCUAGGAUUGCAUCAGUUUUCCUGUUUGCACUAUUUCUUUCUGUAACAGUGGCCCUGUCAAAGUAUUUCAAAUCUCCUCCUUAUUCUGAAACUUCGGCGAUUCCAUUGUGAUAAGCGCACAAACAGCACUGUCUGUCGGUAACCGGUACUACGAGAUUAAUGAUUUUCUGUUACACUGUAUAGUUGUCCUGUGGCACCCCUACCCCAUCCAUUCCAUGCCCUCCCCGCCCCCACCCCAGUGUGUGUAAGCUGGCACCGUGCCAGCUUGUACGAAGCUUGCCGCUCAGCCAGUGAAAAUAAUAAUGUUAUUAUGAGAAAGUGGACUUAUCCGAAAUGGAACCAUCUGACAUUCUAUCGUGCUGUACGUAGAAUGAUGAAGCGUUCCACUGUUGUUAUAUGUCUUAAAUUUAUUUAAAACUUUUUUUAAUCCAGAUGUAGACUAUAUUCUAAAAUAAAGAAAGCAAAUGUGUUAACGAAA
Neofelis nebulosa (Clouded leopard) is the source of this 1548-nucleotide messenger RNA. It is a transcript of the gene MID1IP1, whose product is annotated as MID1 interacting protein 1. NCBI's taxonomy places the organism in Eukaryota, Metazoa, Chordata, Mammalia, Carnivora, Felidae. The record is from RefSeq and is a predicted model, not a curated record. The transcript has a single exon. Bases 2 to 553 code for a protein of 183 amino acids. Gene Ontology annotation, cellular component: cytosol. Gene Ontology annotation, biological process: regulation of lipid biosynthetic process.